AUGAACGACUUGCAGUUGAUAUUAAUGCUGAAUCUUACCCCUCUUUUCUCCAGCCAUUCUCCCUGUCCUGUCACGCAUCCUUCCAACCCUUAUAAAGACAGCAAACCUCCAAACAAUCGCCUGAGUGUGGCUGUGAAGGCUCAGCAGAGGCACCUGCCCCGAGGAGCCAAUGACGACAGAAGCAGGCCUUCCAAGGGCAAAGAAGAGAGAGAACCCAAAGAGGCUGCCAGCAAAGCAAAGGAUGAUGAGAACAAAGGAGAUGUCCAGAAGAAGGAAGCAAAGAGGUUUGAUGGGGCAGGAUAUGAUAAACACCUUGUGGAAGCUCUGCAGAGGGAUAUUAUAUCUCCAAAUCCAAAUAUUAAAUGGGACGACAUUGCAGACUUGGAAGAUGCAAAAAAACUCCUCAAAGAAGCAGUUGUGUUGCCGAUGUUGAUCCCAGCAUUUUUGAAAGGAAUACAGAGACCCUGGAAGGGUGUACUUAUGGUGGGACCUCCAGGCACAGGGAAAACACUUCUGGCUAAAGCGGUCGCCACUGAAUGUAGAACCACGUUCUUCAACGUCUCCUCAUCGACUCUGACCUCUAAGUACAGAGGAGAGUCUGAGAAGCUGGUUCGUCUUCUUUUUGAAAUGGCACGUUUUUAUGCUCCCACCACGACCUUCAUUGAUGAAAUUGACUCGAUGUGCAGCCGCAGAGGAACUUCAGUGGAGCAUGAGGCCAGCAGGAGAGAGCUACUUGUGCAAAUGGAUGGUGUUGGUGGAGCGUCUGAGAACGACAACCCUUCAAAGAUGGUGAUGGUCCUGGCUGCCACCAGUUUUCCAUGGGACAUUGACGAGGCUCUGAGGCGGCGCCUGGAGAAGCGGAUCUACAUUCCUCUUCCUUCAACCAAGGGGCGAGUGGAGCUGGAGCUGGCCAGCGACGUGGACUUGGACAAGAUCGCAGAGCAGAUGGAGGGUUACUCAGGAGCUGACAUCACUAACGUGUGCAGGGAUGCAUCUCUGAUGGACAUAAGGCGAAGGAUCGAAGGCCUCACACCAGAAGAGAUCCUGAACAUUUCCCAGGAUGAGAUGCACAUGCCCACCACCAUGGAGGACUUUGAGUCUGCUCUGAGGAAAGUGUCCAAAUCAUUUUCUGCAGCUGACCUGGAGAAGUACCAAAAGUGGAUCGAAGAGUUCGGCUCCUGCUAAUAAGUUUCAGUGAACAGUUUAGUGUGUGGGUGAUCUCAUUCAAACAGCAAAGAUCUGUGUUGUACUUACACAAUAACCCCAGCAAACAGAGCAGAGAGUUCCUCAUGCUCACAUCCAGCCCUGCACACUGAUCUGCAUCUGACCUCAAAGUCUUCUACUUUGAUGAUACAUGCAGAACAAAGAGAAGCUGCACUUAAUGUAGAUAAGAGCAGAGUUUUUAUUCAGCUUCUUCUUCUGAUUGGCCUCUCUGUGCUUCCUUCCCUUUCACACCCUCAAACAGCUCAUGCGCGUUCAUGAGCGUGCUCGUGCGUGUGUGGUCGUGCGUGAUCUAACAAUCGACCCCCACUCAAAGCCUUAUACCCGACAGCUUAGCGGCAGGUUACUAAUGUGAUUUUUAAUGAAAGUAGGUUUUAAAAUGUACAGCGUACAAUGUGGAGUGGUACAAUGUUUUUUUUUCAAUGUUAAAACAUGGGUCGUAGGUCGUGUGAUCAGCUGACACUGUGAUUUUUGUUGUUGUUCAGAUGAAUGUGCAAAGGAUCAUGGGAGUUCUCAUUUCGGCAUUUAUGUGUUUAGUUACAGAGUUAUCAGCUAUGUUUUGCUGCUCUCAUUGAUAUUAUUAGUUUGUUAUUAUUUUUAUAGUUAAACGAACUUAAAACAAAAAGUCUGCAUCAAUGGAAAAGUCGAAAUAUAUAGAAGGGGUGAUGAAUUUACUACCAAGUCAAAUUCUGUUUGUUACCUUUUACUACCUUUUACCACCCCACGGAAACCCUGAAAACAGAAACCACCCAGGAAACACAGAAGUCAAGCAAAAACACACAUUCAAAGUAAGAGCAGAAUGCACAACGGUGACACAAAAUGUUACCUGUUAAAAAGUUCAACACAAGAUUCCGUCCCACAGACGGGCCCAGGCUCCUGCUGGGGUUGUUGUGUCAUGUUCAGGAACUUUGGUCUCUUCCAGGUCCAAAGUUGUGACCAUGGGAGGCUGAGGAUUGGUUUGGCGAAGCUCUGACAAGAGCUUCAUUGCUUGUAACAUCUUUGCAUGCUUUAAAAAGUGAUUCUUGGCUUCUGCAGAGAGCUCUGUGUGGUAGCGGUCGAUGUGCCGGUCCAAAUGUUUCCCGGGUACAUAAUUGCACGUGGGAAUGGAGCAAGGGCAACACCUCACAUUUAUCCGCCCUUUGCACAAAUUGAUCAAAAUUUUACGCUCCUCACGGUUUUUGAUUUUAUGGGUGUUUUUCAAAUGUUUGCCCAGGUUGCCGACAACUGUGUGACAGACCACACACGAGACUUGGUCUUCAGAUGCAGACAUGGCCUACACUUUGCACUUUGUGUAGGUUUCCACACCGUGGAGCUCGUCCUGACGCUCUCAAUAACUCCCCCGUUGUUUUCCAUAUUCGUGCAAAAAGAAAUCCACAGGACCACUUGUAAACAUUUAAAAACGUUUACUUAAACUAAAACACAAAUUGGCAUGUAGCCUGGAGUAGCCAGGAAUCGAGCCGCUGACCUUCCGAUCAGUAGGUGACCUGCUCUACCUACUGAGCUACAGCCACCCCCACCCUUUAUAUGAAUACUUUUCAAAUUAUGAUAUGAAUUUCUAUAAACAGUUCCAACCUUUGGACAUGCUGGGCAUACUGCCCCAUCAUCAAAUAGGCUACAACGACCAGUUAAGCUUCUGCGUCUGGAGAGGUAGUGACCAAACUGGGAAAUUGACUCUCCCUCCAGGUCCCUGUACAGCAUGUUAACCUACAGUAGAAACAGUAAAAGUGCUUGAAAAUGUUUCAUUUCUCAGAUAAAAAGCUACAUUUACAAGCGAAACCCAAGCAAGUGGGCAGCAGAAUAUUAAAGACCAUUUAAAAAAUCGUCAACUGUCUUACCAAGAUAAUAAUGCUUUAAUGGUUUGGUUAAUAUGAUCAAUAUGCAACUAUGACAUUGAGCAGCUGCCAUAACUGUUAAUAUAAGCAACACCACCAAGGAAAUAAAGUAAAGGCAAUGCUUUACACUUUUGUUCUGUGUGCCAAACUAGUCUCUAUAUUUGAAUAUUUUUGAGUAACCAAUCAAAUUUUAAAUCCACAAUUAACUGUAAACUUAUGUUGAAAACUGCAAUAUUAUUAUAGCAGAAAUUUUCUGUUUUGUUAUAUAAACACAAACAACUAUAGUGAAACAGGCAGUAACAAUAUGCAUGAUUAAUUAGUAUUACAUUAUGGAAAUCAUUUGAGAACGCCUCCGAGAAUGAUGACCAUAAAUCCACUCCAGUUAAUAUGAGAGCAUGACUGUGAAUUGUGCAGAAAACUAGGACUCUUCAGUCUGAAACAUAUUUAAAUACACAGAAAUGUUGUGAUUCUUGUUAAGCUGUAUGAUCAGAAUUAUGUUCUACUUUGGAAUCACAAUCUUUUGUCCUCAUUUGCUUGAUGAACUGCUGACAUUACCUGCUCUUGAAUGAAGGAAGGAAAAUCUCAUUUUUGUUACAGAAACAGCAAUUUAUAACAAUCUCUGAUAUAGCAGAAACAGAAUUAUUGCUCAAAUAUCAGGUUGAAAUUGUUUAACAUUACCUCAGGAAAUGUCAGAUUGUUUUUCCAACAAUUGAUGAGCUCUGAAACCAAACUGAUUUUCUGAUGAUUUAUUGAAAGUAAGAAUAUAACCUUUGCAAAGGGAUCAAUACAGCAUGAACAGCCUUUGCACCAGCAUUGACCGAAGCACAGAAUAACACCCAUUCCUAUGAAAUUACAAUUACAUACCAAAGAAGUACACAGAGGUUAUUUGAGUUCAAAAACAAAUUUUCCAUUACAUUUCCACCCUUUUGAUUAUUUUUAAUCAUCUUAUAAAAUUUGGCCUUGGCCUGAAAGGGGCAAAUGAGUUAGGAUUGUUUUAAAGUGUAAUGUAUGAAUAUCCUGUGCGAAGAAGAUAAGAUGAUGCACUCACUCCAUCUGCCAGGGCCGUCCUGAUGAGGGUGAAGUUAAUUUCCCCCUUUAGGCCCAUUUCGUCCCACGCCAUCUGGAGGUACCUGUUCACGUUUUU
This is a messenger RNA of Archocentrus centrarchus (flier cichlid), 4197 nucleotides long. RefSeq names its product katanin p60 ATPase-containing subunit A1-like. Gene Ontology annotation, biological process: microtubule severing. NCBI's taxonomy places the organism in Eukaryota, Metazoa, Chordata, Actinopteri, Cichliformes, Cichlidae. Gene Ontology annotation, molecular function: microtubule severing ATPase activity; microtubule binding; ATP binding. Bases 1 to 1185 code for a protein of 394 amino acids. The transcript is spliced from 8 exons. Gene Ontology annotation, cellular component: microtubule cytoskeleton. The record is from RefSeq and is a predicted model, not a curated record.